Molecule: messenger RNA, 4843 nt
Organism: Leucoraja erinaceus (little skate)
Lineage: Eukaryota; Metazoa; Chordata; Chondrichthyes; Rajiformes; Rajidae
Product: beta/gamma crystallin domain-containing protein 2-like
Exons: 18
Coding region: 107-4828 (1573 amino acids)
Source: RefSeq, a predicted model, not a curated record
CUGUGUGUGGUCUGAGCUCCCGGUGUGUUGCACCUGUCCUCCCGUCCGCUCGUCCGAAGAAAAGAAGAGUUGAUCACCGUCCAAAGGGUCUGUUGAAACCUCCGCCAUGCCCAGGAGGGCUUCUGUGCAGAAGUCGACCGCGAAACUGUUCUCCAUAUGUGAGAGCAGCUUGGAGGAAUGCGACGGGGAAGGGGAAUGGGGCGAGAAGCAGAUGGGAGGAGAGGAGAUGAUGCGAGGAGCAGAAGGAACUGCCAGUCAGCCAGUGGGAACGCUACGGUAUUUUGAAUGGAGCCGGAGGAACCCGACGUCUGAGAGUUUGCAACAAAAUCAUUUGGAGCCUUCACCUGGAAUGACUAAAUCAAUGGAGUCGGAGGAUGUUUCUGGAGGGAACUCAUUUAUAAAAUCAGAGAGACGGAAUUGCAGCUUUCCCCAGUCAGACCCGAGCAGCGCAGGGCAGGUUUUGGAAGAGUGUGGGGAGGUGGGCGAGGGUCCCAGUCCUUCAGUGUCCUCGCCCCUUGUAGCAGCGACGGGGCGGUGGGAGAGGGGAACGGGGGGUCCCGAAGGCAGCCAGAGAGAGCGGCCACACGGCGUCGCUUCAAGGGAGCCCAGCAAGUUAGACGCGCCCAUCCCCAGUAAGUUACACGCUCAGAUCCCAGCUACAAGACCACUGUCACAACCAGUAAAAUACAUCGUGCUCCCAAGUUACAGCUUUCCUAAUCCAAACCAAGCUAGUCCCCCGGUAGCUGCAGCGGGACACAACCUCGCAGCCUGGGUCGAAGAGAUUUUAAAUACCUACCUGGCCACAGUUGAAGAUACAGGUGACAGACUCUACAAGACCCCCGGGUCUGUAGGAUCACCACUCAGUACUUGUGGGCAAGUUUUAGGGGGCGAUUGUGGAUCCACCAGGGUUUUGUUAAGUCACCCCUCGGGUAAAGCAGCUCCUCCCCAAGUGACAAGGACUAGGUUGGAUAUCGGUAUCACACUGGCCACGGAAGGGGGGCAUGCGGCUGGCUUGGUUUCGGCAGACACGGGUGACGGGCGGAGACUAGGAGGAGCGGGCGAGGGGCAGAUAGAGAUGGCAGAGAGCGGCAGCCUGAACCCGGGCAAACCUGCGGAGCCAGUUGCGUCUCCCAGCGCUGAGGAAUGUCGGAGGUAUGUGGCGAAUUUCGAGGAGCCGCCCCUCGUUGGUUUCAAUCAGCUGCAAGCCUCGGGAAGAGACAAGCCCUCGCCGACGCCGACACCUGUCCACGGACACGUCUCACCACGUCUCAGCCCCCGGGACCCGGGAUUUAGCCGCUUCCUAUCGCAGACGCCCGCUGUCCGGGCUAACAGUAAACCAGAUCGACAGAAGCCGGCCAGCCUGCCUGAGCCCCUACAGCAAGUAGGGGGGUUAAUAGUCAGCUGCAACAAAGUGGAAAGUGAUCCCAAGACAAUGAGCACCAACAAUGAAGUAGGUCCUCAAACAGACCAGCACCUAUCCUCUCAUGCGCCUUCUCCGACCUCAGGCUUUCCACAUGCUGAAAACAGCACAGUGCACCAAAAUGGUGAUGGAGUGAGUGAAAGUACACGGCAGACAAGUAAAGAAGAUCUGAACAAUAAAAUGUAUAAAGUACUCAUUAAGGAUGAAAUUAUUGUCAAUGGAAGUGACCCGGCUGAAACGAAGGAAAACAACCAUCAGAAGGUUGGCCGUUUGUCGUACAGUUCAACACUGAGUGAUGAUGUGGGGAACCAGAGCAAAGUAGAUUCACUCACCUGUAUCAGGACAAUUGGAUGUGAUCUUACUCAGGAGUCUAUCGAAGAGCUUCAAUGUGAUGAAGCCAGUGCUUUGCAGAAUGCAAAUUCUACUGGACAUUCUCAGCAGAUGGAUACUUUGUAUCCACAGAGCCCUAAGCAGAAUGGUCUUUUUGCUGAAGCGGUUACCCCUCCAAGCUAUGUGCACCGUGCAUCUGGAACAUUAAACUUGAAUUCUGUGCCACAAUCGAUUGAAAGCUCCCUCUUCAAUCCCCAACAAGGGUCACAACAAAGUGCUCUAAAUUUCCCCACGGACUCCGUGAACGUGCAUGACACUGAAAUGCCAGCAAACAGUUCACAAAGUGUGCUUUUGCAAAAGCCUAUGGGGAUCGCAAAAGACAUCAAGUUUGAAAGCUCCUCAGUGGUCAAUGCAGAAUCUCAAGCACAAACACUCAAAUUAGAUGAGAAUAUUGGAGAAGGAAAUAGUGGCCAAGAGCUUCAACCAUCUGGAAACCAGCUUAUAGAUAAUCAACUAUCAUUGAAUGAUGACUUCUUUCAAAAUAGAAUGAAGAAAAGGCUCACAAAUGCCAGAGAUGACCCUGAUAAUCAGUCAGAAAUAGACGGGUUUGUAGACACCAUUCGUAGCCUGGAUGUUCCCAUUCUCUUGAAUCGCAAUAGAAAUUCAAGAAUCCAGAGAUCUCUUUCCCUCACUUCUCCCGUAUCCACAUUGCCUCCGAUUAAAGAGGAUCAAACUGAUUCAAAGUGUUUUCCAUCAUCACCAAUCACUGAGGGGCCACAGCAGCCAGCAGAGUCUGUGGCCAUUGAUGAAAUACUUCAGGCCAACUCACCCAUUAAACCAGUUUUGGAAAUUCCUAAAAUGGAUUUCACAAAGAGAUUGACGAAGAAAGAAAAUAUCACCCCUGGGCAAAUGAUGCUGCAGUUUAAGGAGAAGCCCAAAAUUGUUGUACCUCGUAUUUCUGCAGAGAGCAGCGUAGUCUUCCAAUCCUCUCUUCCAAUCCUCUCUUUCAAUGUAGACGGCACUGCUAAUAAGGAAGACACUGAGGCCCUUAGUGGAGACGGCCUUCGCUCUCGAAUUAGCAACAGCGUUUUGUUUUCCACUUAUCGGACGCCUCUAGAAUCUUUUUCCAGCAAGUCACUGGAUUUCAGCCUAGGAUCAGUGACUAAAAGUCGAGUCAGUAAACCGCCAACAACGACACAAAACUCUGUGCUGAGAAGUUGGUCACAAGACAAUGUUCCCACAACAACUGUAGCCUUGGAUAAAUUAUCAACACCCAAUUUCCUUGCCAACUCUUCCAAUGGAAGCAUGGAUGCUGGAACGGACAGCCUGCCAUUCAGCAUCUCAGAAAGAUUGCUACCUGGGUACUCUCGCCUGUCAGAUAGUGGAAGGGACCUUCGAACGCAAAAAAUGUCUCAACCUUCGGAAAAAAAACCUGGGAAAUUGACCGCUUUUCCAGAUUCAUGGAAAUCAAAACCAAAAGAACAUGAACAUAUUAACCCGCGGCCAGGCAAGAUCGUCAUUUAUGACCAGCAAAACUUUACCGGUGUCAGGAGAGAAAUCAGCUGUGACGUCGCUGAUUGUUCGACUUGGCCGUUUCCAGCCGUCAUCUCGAUAAAGAUUAUUCGUGGGUGUUGGGUGUUAUACGAGGAGCCGGACUAUAAAGGCAAGAAGGUCUUCCUUGCGGAGGAAGACAUAGAAUUGACGGACCCCUGGGCAGAUCAAAUGGAAGAGGAUGUGGUGGAAAAAGAGACUGAAGAACAGGAGUCCAAGCCACCACCGACCAAACCCAUCGUCAUCGGCUCCGUCAGGAGAGCGGUCAGGGACUACUCAACACCACAAAUAUCGCUGUUCUCGGAGGAAGACGGAGAGGGGAAAAAGAUGACGUUUUAUGGUGAAUCUGAGGAUAUUCGAAUAUUUGGCUACCCACCAAAAAUCACCUCCAUCACCGUGAAUUCUGGACUGUGGUUGGUGUACUCCGAGCCUUUCUUUGAAGGGAAGCAGCAUGCGUUGGAAGUGGGUGGUUACCGCACACUGCAGGAAUGGGGAGCAGAGAAAGCACAAGUGGGGUCGCUGAUAUCCCUACAAAUGGGUGGACCCAGAGUGGAGAAUCCAUUUGAAACAAAGCUCAUCGUCUUUGAGCGAGCUUACUUCGGGGGGAGAAGCAGGGAAGUGCAUGGAGAUUCCACAGACUUCCUGUCCCGAUACCCCAACAACGGUGCGCCCCUCUCUAAUGCAGGAUCGAUAAAGGUGUUUGGAGGAAUUUGGGUUGGCUACUCGAAGGAAGGAUUCAGAGGUCACCAGUAUCUCCUGGAGGAGGGCGAAUACUUGGACUGGAGGUCAUGGGGUGGCCACGACGAGGAUCUCAAGUCACUGCAUGUAAUUCGGGCGGACUUUUCCAACCCGAUGAUCACUCUGCACCCAGGAAGCAAUUGCGAUGGAGAAGAUUCAAUUGAAGCUAUUGCUUCAGUCCCCGAUCUGGAUCAAGAUGAUUCUGGGGAAAUCAUACAAUCCAUUAAUGUACUGAGUGGAGCCUGGGUGGCCUAUGAGGGUGCCAACUAUUCUGGAGCUCAGUACAUAGUGGAGAAAGGACUUUACCGCAAUCUUCAAGAAUGGGGUGCUCAAAACUGUAAGAUCACCUCUCUGCAUCCCAUCCUAUUGGUGGAGGCAAAUGAUCUGCACUUCAGACUAAAGAUCCAGAUCUUCUCGGAGAACAACUUCACUGGACGAACCUUGGUUUUUGAAGAAAAGAAGAUAGGGAUCCCAAAAGAGUUUAAGCUUCAAUCCUGUAGGGUCCUAAGUGGCAGCUGGGCUCUGUAUGAAGGCCAGGACUACGAUGGAAGAGUCUUUGUGGUUAGCGAAGGAGAGUAUCCAGACCUCCCAUCGAUGGGCUGCAGAAUGACUACCCACAUCCGCUGUGUCAAGGCCAUUCCACAUGUCUUCUCCCAGUCCUUAAUCACUCUGCACGGUUUGGAGAACUUUGAAGGAAAGGAGAUUGAAUUGGACUCGGAAGUGAAGGAUCUUGUCUCCGAUGGUUACAACAAUAUGGUUCUGUCUCUCCAUGUCGUUGGUGGAGUGUAAGUAUGGAGUGUAAUU